AUGGAUGCUAUUAAAGGAGAAAGCGGCGGACUCUUCAGGUUGACAGAAGGUUCAUGGAGCGACACAAUGUGUAAUUGGUCACCAGAUGGUGAAUGGAUUGUGUUUUCUUCAGAUCGAGAAGAUCCGGGUUCAGGAAGUUUUGAGUUGUUUCUGAUCCAUCCUAAUGGAGCUGGAUUAAAGAGAUUGUUUCAGAGUGGAUUGGGUGGAAAAAUUAAUCAUCCUUAUUUUAGUCCAGAUGGGAAGAGUUUAGUAUUUGCUACAGAUUAUGCCGGAAUAUCUGCGGAACCCAUUUCCAACCCACAAAAUCCUCAACCUUACGGCGAAGUUUACACUAUGAAAUUGGAUGGGUCUGAGUUAAAACGGCUGACUCAUAACUCAUUUGAAAAUGGAAGUCCUUCGUGGGGUCCUAUGUAUAUCAAACCUCAAGAUUUGGCAUGGCUAGACGGUGGACCCAGACCCGAAUGUUCAUUUGGAGAUGGAAUUUGGACAUGA
This is a messenger RNA of Mercurialis annua (annual mercury), 492 nucleotides long. RefSeq lists its product as uncharacterized. The transcript has a single exon. The record is from RefSeq and is a predicted model, not a curated record. Bases 1 to 492 code for a protein of 163 amino acids. Lineage: Eukaryota; Viridiplantae; Streptophyta; Magnoliopsida; Malpighiales; Euphorbiaceae.